UCCAGUCUCCUUUUGCCCUUCAUUGGUCUCUCUCUCUCUCUCUCUCUUUCCUCCUUGUUGAGUAUCAACUUCCAAUACAUUAUCCAUUCUCCUUUGUGCACAAAUCCACAAUUUCUUAUUCUUUUAAGUGGCUAACAGGCACCGAGUGGUGGGUGAAGGAAGAAGUAAGCAUCCUUCUGCUACAAUUGUCUGCAAGUACUCUCUUCCUUCUUUCAAUGCCUAUUUAUUUAUUUUAUUUUAUUUAUUUUUGUGCUUGUAGCUGCUUCCUUCAUUAUAUCCUGUUGGGUAACCUUUUAAAAUUUUAGGUUCCAGUUUCCUUGGAACUCUUUGCUAUUUGACUUCUGACUAGUUAAGUCUUUAAUUAAGCAUAUUUAACCCCCUGAUGCAUAUUUUAGUCUUCGGUUUCUACAAACUAAAGCGUUGCUCACUGCUUAAUUUUUUAUUGCCUUUCAUGCAAUUGUGAAUCAUAAUGGAAUAACAUACAUAAAAGUUAACCAACCAAAGUUGUACUUUGAUGAAGCAGAGCUAAAAAGUGAUUUAUUUAUUUAUUUGUUGUUGUUGUCAUGGACUGGAAUUUGAAAGCAUUUGGCAACCUAACCCAACAUAGAAACAUUGGAUGAGUGAAGCAGAUUUGGAGUUUAUAAAAUGAAAGGGGAAUUUUCUGUUGACUUGAAGCUUGGUCAAGUGGGGAAUUCUGGCACUGAAUUCAAUUCCAAAGAGGCUAUUGGUGGAGUCUCCAAAAUGGCAUCCUCACCUUCAGGGUCUUAUAAAAGAGCUCGAGCCAUUAACAACGGAACCGUGACAGUGUCAUGCCUUGUUGAUGGGUGCAAUUCAGAUCUUACUAAUUGUAGAGAUUAUCAUAGGCGCCAUAAGGUCUGUGAACUCCAUUCCAAGACUCCAGAGGUCACAAUUGGUGGCCUGAAGCAAAGGUUCUGCCAACAAUGUAGUAGGUUCCAUUCGCUGGAGCAAUUUGAUGAAAGAAAAAGAAGCUGCAGGAAACGUUUAGAUGGACAUAACCGAAGGAGAAGAAAGCCUCAACCUGAACCUCUCCCACGACCUGGUAGUUAUUUGUCCAAUUACCAAGGCACCCAGUUGCUACCAUUCUCAAGUCCACAAGUAUAUCCUUCCACUGCCAUGGUGAACUCUGCUUGGAGUGGUGGACUUGUUACUUCUUGUGCAGAUGCUAGGCUGCACAACCACAACCAUCAGCAACAAGUGCAUUUGGCUGAUAAGCAAGAUCUUUUUCUUGGAUGUUCUCCUAUCAGCUAUAAAGAAGGGAAGCAACUUGCAUUCUUGCAUGGUGAGAAUCCCUCCAUGGCCACACUCAACAACCAAAACUCACCUCUUGCAGCAGCUUCUGUGUGUCAGAGGUUUCUCAGGAUCAGCCCUUUGUCAGAAAGUGGUGGGGUGAGAAACAAAAUGUUCUGUGAUAGCUUAACAACUUCAGUCCAUGAAUCACCUUGUGCUCUCUCUCUUCUGUCAUCAUCACAGACACACACACCUGAAAAUGGUUUAAACCAAAUGGUGCAGCCUCACUCAAUGUCCUUUAUGCAGCCCUUAGGCUUGACCCUGCAUGAUAACAACUUAGAGUCCAUGGACCGAGUCUUGGUUCCCAGUGGGGGUGACCAUUGUUCCUCAAUGUAUAACAUUGGUUCUGAUGGAUCACAGGGCAAUGAAGCCCCUCAACUAUUUCCCUUUCAAUGGGAAUAGAGAAUUUUCUCAAAGGAUUCACCUUUUGUUCAUGUGAAUGAUUUAUUUCCCCACGGACUAUUUAAUUAUGAUUUUUUUUUUUUUUUUUUCACUUUAAUGAAAGUAAUGG
Molecule: messenger RNA, 1819 nt
Organism: Gastrolobium bilobum
Lineage: Eukaryota; Viridiplantae; Streptophyta; Magnoliopsida; Fabales; Fabaceae
Product: squamosa promoter-binding-like protein 13A
Exons: 4
Coding region: 646-1710 (354 amino acids)
Cellular component (GO): nucleus
Molecular function (GO): DNA binding
Source: RefSeq, a predicted model, not a curated record